AUGUCAUUGAAGCUUCCUUAUCCAAACGUUUAUAAAUUUCUCAAUAAUUUUUCUGCCCCUGAUCAAGGGUCUCCAGAACAAACAUCGAGAAGUCAAGGACUCAGAAAAAGUGGUCCGAGGUCAAAGACGGGCUGUUCAACAUGCAAACAGCGACGUGUUAAAUGCGACGAAACCAAACCACAAUGUAUCAGGUGUCAAAACCUCGGUCGGGAAUGUGGUGGAUACGCUCCGGAGCACGCUGAAGAUGUCUCCAAACAGAAUGCAAAUGCUCCAGUACCUAUCCACCCACGACCGAUGUCUGUGAUGCCAUUUGCUCCUUCAGUCGCUAUACUUGGUGAUCAAGCCGAACGUCGUUAUUUCCAAAGAUUUUGUGAUAAAACAGCUGCCGAGAUUUGCGGUUCCUUCGAUCCUACCUUCUGGACAGAAAAGGUUCCUCAAUUGUGUCACCAAGAUGCGCCUAUCCGAUAUGCGACUAUUGCAUUGGGUGCUCUAGCAAAAUCCUUGGAGAUUACAUCUUCUCCGACUCGACUAUCACUUUCGGGAUUUCCUCAAAUCGAUCACCAUCAUUUAGAUGAACACCAUCGUUUCGCUUUGAGGGAGUACAGCAGAGCCAUUGCUUCGUUGAGGAUAAUACUUUCGGACGGCAGAAGACAUUUGAGAACAUCCCUUACAGCAUGCGUACUGUUUAUGACAUUUGAAUCCCUUCAGGGAAGUUACGAAGGUGCUUUGACUCAUCUCAGAGGGGGUUCUCGAUUGUUGGCUGAUUGGAGAAUUGCCCGAAGAGGAGGAAGCUCUCGAUUGUCGCAUGAUUCAUUGUCCGAAAUCCAAGAUAGCCUUGUCGAUGACUUGGGGCGUCUAUUUGCUCGUCUUGAUGUCCAAGGUCUUUUUGUUCCACCGCCAUAUCCUGUCCCAAACCUUCUUCAAGAUGAUAUGGAAAUUCCAGACGAGUUUGAAAGUGUCCAAGAAGCCCGAGAAGUUUGGGAUUUCCUAAUGGCUGCCAUUGGUCAGUUCUAUCGAAAAUCGGUCAUGAAAUCGCAAACUGAACCAGAAGAAUUAUCUGCCCCAUAUUGGAACAGGCUUCAUACUCACUACACCACACAACUACUUCGAUGGCGAAAAGCCUUUCAAUCCGUCCAUACUGUAGAGGGACACACUGGAAGUAUUUCUGCUGAUGCAACUCAUAUGUUAAGCAUCUACUACAACAUCGCCACAAUACUUGUCGCAUCGAGUGUUCCCCAUACGGAGAUGUUAUAUGACGAAUAUAACCAUCUCUUUGCGGAGAUUAUAUGUAAGGCUCAGAUCUUACUCUCCAGUCCGGAUGAUGCAAGUAAUACAUCUCGUUUUACUCUAGAUAUGGGAACAAUCCUCCCUCUCGUGAUCACUGCAGUAAAAUGUCGUGAUCGACGAAUCCGACGCCAGGCCAUAGCACUUCUUUGGUCUAAAGCGAGACGAGAAGGACUCUGCUUUGACACGAUUAGCGUAGCAAGGAUCUGCGCAUGGCUUUCGAGUAUAGAGGGGGAAGGUAUUCAGGAAGAUGAUCAACCAAUCCCGGAAUCAUCCAGGUGGCGAGGACCUCAGCAUAAUUUUGGCAAUGGCGUAGUGAAAGGGUACGGGGACACAGAAGUUACGGAUGUUACUAGACAUCCUUUGAGUACGGUGGGAAGUGCCAACCUUUGCUUGAUAAAUUAUGGCAUGUGGGAACAAAAAAAAGGUGCCUCUUCCGACAACAUUGCGUCACACACACUCCGCCGGGAGAAAAAGGAGUGA
Sclerotinia sclerotiorum 1980 UF-70 is the source of this 1767-nucleotide messenger RNA. RefSeq lists its product as hypothetical. The record is from RefSeq and is a predicted model, not a curated record. Gene Ontology annotation, molecular function: DNA-binding transcription factor activity, RNA polymerase II-specific; zinc ion binding. NCBI's taxonomy places the organism in Eukaryota, Fungi, Ascomycota, Leotiomycetes, Helotiales, Sclerotiniaceae. Gene Ontology annotation, biological process: regulation of DNA-templated transcription. The transcript has 3 exons. Bases 1 to 1767 code for a protein of 588 amino acids.